This is a messenger RNA of Peromyscus californicus insignis, 1973 nucleotides long. It is a transcript of the gene Kcnip1, whose product is annotated as potassium voltage-gated channel interacting protein 1. Lineage: Eukaryota; Metazoa; Chordata; Mammalia; Rodentia; Cricetidae. The record is from RefSeq and is a predicted model, not a curated record. The transcript is spliced from 9 exons. Gene Ontology annotation, molecular function: potassium channel regulator activity; calcium ion binding; transmembrane transporter binding. Gene Ontology annotation, cellular component: voltage-gated potassium channel complex. The coding region runs from base 522 to 1154 and encodes 210 amino acids. Gene Ontology annotation, biological process: regulation of potassium ion transmembrane transport.
GGAGCGCGGCUCCCGCACCGCACGCGGCGCGGGCUCGGCAGCCUCGGCCGGGCGGGCGCGCCGGCCCCGUGUCCAGCACCAGCCAGGCUUCGGGGCUCGGGACUCGGGGCUCGGCCCUCGGCGAGGCCAGAAGCUCGGCUGGGUGCCCGCACUGGGGGGCGCCUGCGAAGGCUCCAGCGAGCUGCUGGCCCUGGGAGUCAGUGCAUGUGCCGGGCUGAAGACAGCAGCAGCCAGAGGCUCCCGGCACCCUGGCUCUCUGAAUACCAAGCUGCAGGCGAGCUGCCCGGGGCUUUUUGCUUUCUUGCUUUUCCUCUCCUCCAAUUCAGAGUGGGCAAUCCACGUCGAUUUCUUUUCAGGGGAGGGGAGAGGCAGGGCCUGGGGUCCCAAGUCUCACACAAGUCUUCGCUACCAUGGGGGCUGUCAUGGGCACCUUCUCAUCCCUGCAGACCAAACAAAGGCGACCCUCUAAAGCAAGAUCCGCCUUGAUUGCUGCCAUAAUCAAGACAACAGAGGAAAGCUGAAUGGAGUCGAGCGUGCCGCCUGCUGCAUGGGAGCCAGGCACAGACAAAAUCGAGGAUGAGCUAGAGAUGACCAUGGUUUGCCACCGGCCUGAAGGACUGGAGCAGCUUGAGGCCCAGACGAAUUUCACCAAGAGGGAGCUGCAAGUCCUUUACCGGGGAUUCAAAAAUGAGUGCCCCAGCGGUGUGGUCAAUGAAGAAACAUUCAAGCAGAUCUACGCUCAGUUUUUCCCUCACGGAGAUGCCAGCACAUAUGCCCAUUACCUCUUCAAUGCCUUCGACACCACCCAGACAGGCUCUGUGAAGUUUGAGGACUUUGUGACGGCUCUGUCUAUUUUACUGAGAGGGACAGUCCAUGAAAAACUAAGGUGGACAUUUAAUUUGUAUGACAUCAAUAAAGACGGCUACAUAAACAAAGAGGAGAUGAUGGACAUAGUCAAAGCCAUCUAUGACAUGAUGGGGAAAUACACCUAUCCUGUGCUCAAAGAAGACACUCCCAGGCAGCAUGUGGACGUCUUCUUCCAGAAAAUGGAUAAAAAUAAAGAUGGCAUCGUAACUUUAGAUGAAUUUCUUGAAUCCUGUCAGGAGGAUGACAACAUCAUGAGAUCUCUACAGCUGUUCCAAAACGUCAUGUGACUAAGGACUCUCGCCAUCCUGCCCUCAGAGACACUGAACAAACACCUCUAUGCCCUGAUCUGCCCUCGUUCUGACUUUACACACCAACUCUUGGGACAGAAAUACCUUUUACACUUUGGAAGACUUCUCUGCUGAAGACUUUCUACAAAACCUGGAAUCAUGUGGCUCAGUCUCUGAGUGCCCACUCUUUUCUCCUCACUCCUCUUGAGAGAGACGAGAUGAAACCUGAGUUUGUUUCGGAAGCAUGCCCAUCUCUUCAUGCUGCUGCCCUGUGGAAGGCCCCUCUGCUUGAGCUUAAACAGUAGUGCACAAUUUUAUGCUUACAUGUCCCCAACUCACUGCCUCCAAGGCAGGCAGACCCCUAUGAAUCUGUAAGCCAGAGGACCUGAGCCAAAUGUCCACCAUCCUCUGAUGGCCUCCCAAGCCAAUGUGCCUGUUUCUCUUCCUCUGGGGGAAGAAAGAGUGUUCUACAGAACAAUUAGAGUUUAUCAUGAUAAGAUUGGGAGAGGCAGCACCUAACACAUGUAGAAUAGGACCGAAUUAAUAAGCAUGGUGUCGUCAGAUGACCCAAACUGCCCAUGUCUUUUGUUUCCAGAGGUAGGAACUAAUAAUUCUCUCACACUAGCAUCUGUGCUUAUAGAGCAAGUCUCUUCACAUGUCCAGGAGGAGGACCGCUGCCCAGUGGUCUAUCCCUCCUCUCCAUCCCCUGCUCAAGCCCGGCACUGCAUGUCCCUCCCAGAAAGUCCAGAAUGCCUGCGAAAUGCUGUACUUUUAUACCCUGUUCUAAUCAAUAAACAGAACUAUUUCGUACACUCUCAA